This is a messenger RNA of Blepharisma stoltei, 255 nucleotides long. The record is from the annotation of a GenBank genome assembly. NCBI's taxonomy places the organism in Eukaryota, Ciliophora, Heterotrichea, Heterotrichida, Blepharismidae.
AUGACAAAUCACCAACAGAAAACUGCCACAGAUUUGCCAAAAUUUACAAAGAAAACCAUAGCAUAUAGAUAUCAAUAUAAAAAUCUGAAGCUUUUCCUUAUAAAACACAAAUACUGAAGGAAGACCAUUAUUAUAAGAGAGUAUUUCAAAUUAUUAAAUUACUGAGACUCUUGGUGCUGCUUAGUUUUCAAAUGAUCAGCAAGGUGCCCCUUUGUCUUAAAUGCUUUACCACAUCCCUCUACAUUGCACAUAUAA